Molecule: messenger RNA, 1211 nt
Organism: Amphimedon queenslandica
Lineage: Eukaryota; Metazoa; Porifera; Demospongiae; Haplosclerida; Niphatidae
Product: galactosylgalactosylxylosylprotein 3-beta-glucuronosyltransferase 3-like
Exons: 6
Coding region: 48-1181 (377 amino acids)
Biological process (GO): carbohydrate metabolic process; chondroitin sulfate proteoglycan biosynthetic process
Cellular component (GO): Golgi membrane
Molecular function (GO): galactosylgalactosylxylosylprotein 3-beta-glucuronosyltransferase activity
Source: RefSeq, a predicted model, not a curated record
CAACAAGCUCCUCCCAUACAAGUAGGGCGUGUUUCAUCUAAUUCAAGAUGGCUAGAUUGUGUUGCUGUAGAUCCAAUGUGUCCUUAUUCCUAGCGGCCAUGACCCUAGGCCUACUAAUGACAGUCUAUACUAUAAGAACUAUCCAACUAUUAGGAGAGGAGGAGGCCAUCAAGGAACCAAUAACGACCUUUAACAAUAGGAGAAUACCUCGUACAGAAUUACUAGAAGAAAACAACAACAACAACAAUAAUAAUAACAACAAUAAUAAUAAUAAUGCUAUUACUGAUGGAGGUGGUACAGUGGACAGUAGCAGUAGUCCUUGUGAGUGUAAGGAGAGAGGAACAACAGUCAGUCCUCCAUCAUUAGAAACUAACAACGAACAGAAAAUAUAUCUACCGAAACCAGUCCGUAAUGAAAGCCACGCCCAGUUUAACGAGCUACCAAUGAUAUUCAUGAUCACCCCGACAUACAAAAGACUAACACAGAAAGUUGAUUUGGUGAGACUGUGUCAAACACUGAUGUUAGUAUCAAAUGUAACUUGGAUUGUGAUUGAAGAUGCAAGCACAUACAGUAAAGUGGUGACCAAUGUACUGAACAACUGUAAGGUGAAGUCAGUACAUUUGCAUGAGAAGACGACUACUUUUGUUUCAAGGCGUAAAGGGGGCGGGGGCCACAGGGGGGUGGAGCAAAGGAACCGAGGAUUGAAGUGGAUCAGAGAUAAUCACGGACUGAAGGAUAGUAAAAUGGGUGUGGUCUACUUUGGUGAUGAUGACAAUGGAUACGAUAUAAGACUCUUUCAUGAAAUGAGGUAUACUAGUGUUGUCUCAGUCUGGCCGGUUGGAUUCGUUGGAAUGUUAAGGUACGAAGGUCCUAACUGUCAGGAUGGACGUGUGGUGAGUUUUCAUACCAGCUUCAGACCCGAUAGAACAUUCCCCCUGGAUAUGGGAGCAUUUGCUGUUAAUUUACAAAUAUUAAUGAAUAAACCUGAGGUCUAUAUUAAUCAUAAAAGUGCAGCUGGGAUGCUGGAGACAACGUUCCUAUCAGAUCUUGAAGUAAAACCAUCACAGCUGGAGGCAAGAGCUAAUAACUGCAAAAAUAUCUAUGUCUGGCACAUUAAGACGGAGAAGCCCAAGAUGCCUUAUGAGAGACAGAACCCUGGGGACAAGACCAUUGAAGUUUAACGACUUUUGUAUAAUAAUAAUAAUAAUAAU